GAAGCGCCACAGAAGUCUCACCUCUCGCUUUCUCUCUCAAAUGGCCGAAGGUUUUCCGUUUUCCGGCAAUGCGGCGUCUUCAGGCGAGUCCUUCCCUGCUCUCCGGGGGACUUUGACGCCCCUCCUACUUUUCCCCUAGUAGAUCAGGCCGCCGUCCUCCUCUCCUCGCCGGAUUCCGGCGACUAAGCCUCCAGGGUUUCGUCAUUCCAGUCUCCCUCCGAACCCUAAGCAUUUCGAGAAUACUACGCUCACCUAUCCAAUGUGUUGGAUUCUUGGCGAGACCCCCGGACGCCAAAUGCUUGCCGUUUCUUGGUUUUCCUCUCUGUUUCCCUGAACAAACUUGGAGUAGAACAGAGCGUAUUAGAGAUGAGGAGUCUUCUAUUCCGAAUCGUUUCUUUCCUCUUCUUCCUUCCUCUGUUAGCUGAAUCAAGGAAUCCGGCGUUAAACGACGACGUCCUCGGCCUGAUCGUCUUUAAGGCCGACCUCCGAGACCCCGACUCCAAGCUCGUCUCUUGGAACGAGGACGACGACUACCCGUGCCACUGGAUCGGCGCGAAGUGCGACCCGAAGACCAACCGCGUCACCGAGCUCUCCUUGGAUGGUUUCUCGCUCUCCGGAAAGAUCGGCCGUGGCCUCCUUCAGCUCCAGUCCCUUCGGACACUGUCUCUCUCCAAGAAUAACUUCUCUGGGAGCCUUAGCUCCGAUCUCCUCCGGCUCGAGAGCCUCAGGAACCUGGAUCUAAGCGAGAACAAGCUCUCCGGACCCAUCCCGGAUGACUUCUUUGGGCAAUGCAGGUCCAUUAGAUCCAUCUCCCUGGCUAAAAAUGCCUUCUUUGGGGGGAUCCCACCUAAUGUCGGUUCUUGCUCGACGCUUGCAGCUCUGAAUCUCUCCUCGAAUCGGCUCUCUGGUUCUUUGCCGACUGGACUCUGGUCUUUGAAUGCUCUCAGGUCGCUCGACCUCUCUGAUAACACUCUGGUUGGCGACAUACCGAUGGGAAUUAGUAAAAUGUACAACCUGAGGUCGAUCAGCUUGCGAGCAAACCGGCUCUCCGGGCAUUUGCCAGAUGACAUUGGAGACUGUUUGCUGUUGAAAUCUCUCGAUCUUGGUUGGAACCUGCUGUCUGGAAGUCUCCCAGAAUCGAUGCAGAAGCUCUCAACAUGUACUUCCUUGAGCUUGAGCUCGAAUUCUUUCAGUGGGGAAGUUCCCACAUGGAUUGGAGAAAUGAAAAGCCUAGAGACUCUGGAUUUGUCACGCAAUGGAUUCUCCGGCCAGCUUCCUGGUUCAUUAGGUGAUUUGCAGCUCCUGAAAGAAUUGAAGCUUUCGUCAAAUGGCUUCAUGGGGAGCUUCCCGGAUUCACUAUCUUCUUGCAAAAGCCUGUUGGUUGUGGAUUUUAAUCGGAACUCGCUUACCGGCAAUCUUCCAUCAUGGUUGUUUGCAUUGGGUUUGCAGCAGAUUCUAAUUUCAGAGAAUAAACUGUAUGGAUCGAUAGAAAUCCCUACGAGCUCUGCUUCAACCCUCCAAGUUCUGGAUCUGUCCAGCAAUACCUUCUCUGGCUCCAUACCAGAAAAUGUUGGCACGUUAAAGUCUUUGGAAUUCCUUGAUCUAAGUGGGAACUGGCUGAAUGGAAGCAUCCCAUUAGAGAUUGGGGGUGCAGUGUCUCUGAAGGAGCUGAGGUUGGAGCAAAACUCCCUCAGUGGAGGAGUUCCAACCCAGAUUGGAAAUUGCUCUUCCCUCUCAACCUUGGAUCUGUCACAGAACAACCUCACAGGUCCAAUUCCCUCAACCUUAGCCAACCCCACCGAGCUCCAAGUCAUCAAUCUCUCUCACAACAGACUCACAGGAACCAUCCCAAAGCAACUUUCUAAUCUCCCUCACCUCCUCUCCUUCAACAUAUCUCACAACCUUCUCUCUGGAGACAUCCCUUCUGGGAGCUUCUUUAACACAAUCCCUCCUUCCUCCCUGUCCGACAACCCUGGCCUUUGUGGCUCCGUUGUCAACCGGUCUUGCCCUGCCGUCCUCCCCAAGCCCAUUGUCCUCAACCCCAACAACUCUUCACCCAACCCCUCAUCAGACUCCACAUUCUCCUCUGCUAACCUUCACCAUAAGAAGAUCAUCCUAAGCAUUUCUUCUCUCAUUGCCAUUGGAGCUGCUGCCAUCAUUGCCCUUGGUGUUAUCACCAUCACCAUCCUAAACUUCCGAGUUCGUGCCUCUGCUUCCCAGUCUGCUCCUGCUUUGGUCCUAUCGGAUGACUGCCUCAGCCAAUCUCCUACCACGGACGCGAACUCAGGCAAGCUCAUCAUGUUUGCUGGAGGUGACCCUGAAUUCAGUGCUGGUGCCCAUGCGCUGCUCAACAAGGACUGCGAGCUGGGUCGUGGAGGCUUUGGUGCAGUCUACAAGACCAUGCUCCGAGAUGACCGGCCUGUGGCCAUCAAGAAGCUCACUGUUUCUAGCUUAGUGAAAUCCCAAGAGGAUUUUGAGAGGGAGGUAAAGAAACUGGGAAAGGUGCAGCACCCCAAUCUUGUGGCACUUGAAGGCUAUUACUGGACUCCAUCCCUCCAACUUCUAAUAUUUGAAUUUGUUUUGGGCGGGAGCUUAUACCAACACCUCCAUGAAAGCUGUGCCACGAACAUACUCUCAUGGCAAGAACGGUUUGAUAUAAUUCUUGGCACUGCAAAGAGUUUGGAACACCUUCAUCGGCUCGACAUAAUUCACUACAAUCUGAAAUCUAGCAACAUUCUGCUCGAUGGCUCUGGCGAGCCCAAGAUAGGAGAUUAUGGUCUGGCAAAGCUGCUACCAGUACUGGACCAUUAUGUUUUAAGUAGCAAGUUACAAAGUGCUCUUGGAUACCUGGCACCAGAAUUUGCAUGCAGGACAGUGAAGAUAACUGAGAAAUGUGAUGUGUAUGCAUUCGGGAUGGUGGUGUUGGAGAUCAUGGCGGGGAAAAGGCCCGUCGAGUACUUGGAGGAUGAUGUGGUGGUGCUGCGUGAUAUAGUGAGGGGUGCAUUGGAGGAAGGGAAGGUGGAGGAGUGUGUGGAUGGGAGGCUCUGUGGGAAGUUCCCCCUAGAGGAGGCCAUUCCAGUGAUCAAGUUGGGUUUGAUUUGUACUUCACAGGUGCCAUCGAAUCGGCCAGAUAUGGGGGAGGUGGUGAACAUGUUGGAGCUUAUCAGAUGCCCUCAGUAUAGCCAAGAAGAAGAAUUGGGUUGACUCCUGGAUUUAAUAUCCUUUCCAUUUUGAGUUCAUUACAUGAUUAGUGGGAGAAGGAUUUGGAUUUCUGGUGAAGUGGAGUCCGGCAUUUUAUUGAACGAGAAUGAAGGACCUGAAGAAAGAAGGAUGUUAGGUCAUAGCAUUGUAGUUCUGGCAAGGCAUUAUUAUCGUGUUUUCAGUUGUUUAGUGUUUGAGGGUGGGGAGAUUAUCCUUUUCUUCUAGGUAAUAGAGAUGUGUGGCUCAUUGUCGGAAUCCAUUUCACCAGGUUCUACAGUUGUGUGAACCUUCUGUAGAAAAACAUAUGCUAAUAUUCCAUAUUACUCAUGUAGUUUUCUUCA
Molecule: messenger RNA, 3542 nt
Organism: Elaeis guineensis (African oil palm)
Lineage: Eukaryota; Viridiplantae; Streptophyta; Magnoliopsida; Arecales; Arecaceae
Biological process (GO): protein phosphorylation
Molecular function (GO): ATP binding; protein kinase activity; protein binding
Source: RefSeq, a predicted model, not a curated record